Molecule: messenger RNA, 1302 nt
Organism: Melampsora larici-populina 98AG31
Lineage: Eukaryota; Fungi; Basidiomycota; Pucciniomycetes; Pucciniales; Melampsoraceae
Exons: 2
Coding region: 1-1302 (433 amino acids)
Source: RefSeq, a predicted model, not a curated record
AUGCCUUUGUUUUCUACGUUAAACCUCAUGCCCAAAUUGGAUCCUGGUGUGCUUCCGCCAGAGGUCGUAGCGCGUAUCAUGAAGCAUUACUUGGACAUAGCAGCUUUCAAGCCCACUAACGCCAUCAACAGUGGGGAACAACGCGUCCUGAUCAUACGUACAACUAUCUACAUGCAACGAUUACGGCUCAUCUCUCGGGUCUGGGCAAGAGUCGUUCCUUAUUUCCUCUUUGAUUCGGUACGCCUACAGAGUCAAGCAAUGGCACAUCAUCUUCUGGAAGCUUGGCAAGGGUCGAUCCUCAGCUCCCCCCUUUCACCUCUGCGUUCUCUUUCAAUCGAGGACUUAUUCGGUUUCUCUCCAGAUCCCGAAGUUCACAUUCCAGAAAGUGUGUUGGAUCACUGGGGUCGCAGUAUAUCAGUGUAUACAGGUGCCAAGAUUAUCCACACCUUUGGUACAAAUAUCACUAGCCUAUCUUUGAUCUUCGGUAAUUGCAUGAUGGUAUCGGAUGACAUGAUAGAAGCGGUCAAAUACAUCAAAUGUUUGGACAAACUUAGCCUGAUCCGACGGAAUGACUGGCCAAGACGGUUCUGCACCGACACAAAUUCAAUUGCCGAACUGUUGUCUUUCACCCCAACCGUGGAAUCACUCUCUAUGUCAUUACCAUAUUUAGAACCUCACUUCAUGUUCGAUGACUGUCUGCCGUGCUUAAGGCAUUUCUGGUUUGAAUACUUUGCCAGCAGUCGAGUGGCCCUCUCUCAAAUCGUUCGUGCAACAAGCAGAACACUCAACACAAUAGAAUACAACUCUGAGGAUCCAAUAACCAACAGACCAGCUGAAAUUCUAGGGUUAACACGAUCCCACUUAGAAUAUUUGUGUAUUGACAACAUUCCAACGAACUUACCCGAGACCACGUCAUUCACCCUCUUCCCCAAGCUUCGGUGCUUACGAUCGACGUCCUGGCCUGCCAUGGACUUCAGUUUAGAAUGGCUAGAGCGAAGCUUCUUUCGUUUGUUAAGGACUUUGGUUACUAAGUAUAACAACGGUCAUAUAUACUGGUGGCAUGCGCUUCUUUUAAUUCAUGAUGGACACUUUCCAAGGCCGCCCCACUUCAAGCACAUAGUUUUUACCAGCGUAAGAGGCUCAAGUCAGGCUGAUGACGAGUUAGUCUAUGCAUUCGGUAAAUACGACAUAGAUUGCCACUUCAUGCCAGAGCUGAAGUUCGAGGAAAUUUUAUGUUAUGAAACGCUGGUGACCUUAAUUGAUCCCUUUUCUAUGACACACAGGAGCUUGACAUCAAGCUGA